Molecule: messenger RNA, 363 nt
Organism: Triticum turgidum subsp. durum (durum wheat)
Lineage: Eukaryota; Viridiplantae; Streptophyta; Magnoliopsida; Poales; Poaceae
Source: the annotation of a GenBank genome assembly
AUGCUAGAAUCCCGAGGAGACUAUGGCCGGUGGUGGAGAUUAUUUUGUAUGCUGACGGUGGCGGCUACACGGCGGAGGCCUGCACACUCGACUUCGACAUUGCCAUCUUCAACAAGAAGGUCUCCUUCGCCGGCCAAGAUCAGUAUAUGGUGGCGGGCUGGCGGAACCUUUUCCCACUGCUCCCGGAGGCGUCAAGGGCGUCAAGCCCUCCGCCGUGAUCGGAUGGGGCUCCCAGGUUCAUUUCCAGCUUUGCUUUGCUUCCUCACUGUGCAGUUUCUCUCCUAUCUGUCCAGAUUUGCUAUGCCUCUCUCUACUGUUAUUCUACUGAAUAUUGUUCUUGGAGCAUCAAAGCAAAUUGCUUGA